AUGCGGCCAACCAGGACAUUACCAAAGAGCGUGUCCUCAAAAGCAGCAACGACACCAUUUUCAGUAAAGAGAUCACUGGAUGGUAGUGAUCUCGUCAAUAAUAAUAUUAAUAAUCCAUCACCGUUACCGUUCAUUUUCAUUCCAGUUAAUAAUAUGUAUAUAAAAGCAUUAGUCGAUACCGGAUCAACACGUACAAUUAUUCAACAGGAUGCAUUAAACAGAAUUCGACAUAAACGCGUUUAUCCAGCUCAACAAUGCUAUCAUUUAGCUGAUGGUGCUUCAUCAUUAUCCAUUAUCGGCUAUGUUGACCUUGAGAUUCGAAUCCAACAUGUUAGAACAUAUGUUACAGCAGCCGUUGCAAAGUCAUUAUCAUGCCCACUGAUAUUGGGACAGGACUGGAUCACAUAUUACCAUGUUGACUAUAAUUCAUCUACCAAUCGGCUGUCAGUUUAUAAUAACAUUGCUUCUGUUCCAAUCGAACGUGUCGAUGAAACAACAUUUCCAGUAAGACUUGUACAACAGAUAGUUUUAGAGCCAAAAUCUGAACACGUUGUCGAGGCGCAUGUACCAAUAUCAUCAUCGUCUGCUGUUUUAUUUCAUCUAAAUCAAAAAAUUCACCAGAUUAAAUCAAUCAUUAUUCCGCACUCAUUGUUACAUGUCGAUAAAUAUAUUACAAAACUAACAAUAUAUAAUCCAAAUAUGUAUUCGUGUCGUUUACCGGCCAACACGAAUGUCGGAACAAUUACAUCAUUAUCAUCUGGUGACACAAUCUCGAAUGUUAUUGAUAGCAAUAUUGAUACGACAACUAUGUUAACAGAUGAUAAUAGUUGUAAACGUAAACAACGUAUUAGUCAAUAUGCAUAUUCAGAUUCGGAUUGCCUUGGUUCAAAUGGUGAUUAUGAUAAUUGUUAUUACCAACAAUAUAUAUCAUCGAUAAAUGAACAACAACAAUCCAACACUAGUAAAUGCAUUAACAUGAUAACUAAUACAAAUACAAAUCAUUUACCAUUACCAAUCAAUGUAUCCACCAUUAUUCAAGAUGCUAUUAAGCAUAUUACCAACAAACAACAACAGCAACAAUUUUAUGAAAUUCUUCACAAAUAUGAUAAAAUAUUUGAUACAUCAUCCCCCACAAUUGCUAAAACAACGAUACCACAUGCCAUACGUACAGCUGAUCAUCAUCCCGUGAAUUCAAGACCCUAUCGUGGAUCAGAAGAACAACAACGCGCUCUUCAACAUAUCCUUAAAAUUAUGUCAGCAAGUAAUCAAAUCCGUCCAUCGACAUCUCCAUGGUCAUCGCCAGUAUUGUUAGUGAAAAAAAAAGAUGGUGAUUAUAGAUUUGUUGUUGAUUAUCGAAAAUUAAAUAGUGUUACUAUUAAAGAUUCAUUUCCCAUUCCAACUAUUGAAGCAACAUUAAAACAAUUGUCUGGCCACUCAUAUUUUACAAAAUUAGAUUUAAAAAGUGGCUAUUUCCAGAUUCCGAUACAAGAGGAGGAUAAACAGAAAACAGCAUUCAUUACAACUACCGGAUUAUGGGAAUUCAACGUAUUGCCGCAAGGAUUGAAAAAUGCACCACCAUCAUUUCAACGUAUUAUGUAUAAUUUGCUGGUCAAUAAACGUGAACAUUAUUGCCUGGUCUACCUAGACGACAUUAUUAUAUUUUCGAAGUCGUUUGAUGAACAUAUUCACCAUCUAGAUGACAUUUUAUCCUCAUUAUGUAAACAUAAUUUUCAAUUAAAUCCACCCAAAUGUUUUUUUGUUAAACAACAGAUUGAUUACUUGGGACAUACAAUUGAUAUUCAUGGUAUGAGACCAUUACAUGAUAACAUUAAAGCAAUACAAGAACUAUCAUUACCAUAUGAACCAACACUAAAACAAGCAAAUGAAUUUAUUGGUGGCAUCGGGUGGUAUAGAAAAUUUAUUAAAAACUUUGCCAAGAUUGCUGCCCCAAUCCAUGCUGUUACCAAUUUGAAUAAGAACAAUCAGCAUAAAUUUUAUUGGGGAAAGGAACAGCGUGAUGCAGCUAAUAAAUUAAAAGAAAUUAUAAGUGGUCCUGAUUUAGUAUUAGAAUUUCCAGAUCCAACAGGUUCAUAUGUAUUAUCCACCGAUGCAUCAAAUAAUGGUCUUGGUGGUAUUUUGAAACAAAUUACAACAUCUGGAAAAUUAAAAAUCCUUUAUUAUUUAUCAAGGAAGUUAUCACCAUCUGAAAGAAAAUAUUCAACGACUGAAAAAGAAGCAUUAGCAAUGGUUUGGUGUAUUGAUCGAUUAAGACCCUACUUAUUAGGAGUUGAUUUCAAGGUGGAAACUGACCAUUGCCCCCUGUGUAAUAUACAUAAGAAAAAAUCAAGAAAUGGAAGGAUUGAUCGUUGGAUAGUUGAUGUACUACAAGAAUAUAACAUUCUGGAGAUUAAAUAUAAAAAAGGGAAAUGUCAUUGUGACGCUGAUUUAUUAUCCCGUUAUCCACAAUCAAAUGCACGUCAUGAUGAAAAUGUUAUUCUUCGUAAACAACAGCAUGGUUAUUUAUUUCCCCAUACUGAUACCGCAGAUGAUAAUGAUCUGAACAAUUGCAUGUCACCCGCAAUCGUUAAUGUAAUUACACGUUCAAAAACAAAAGCCAAUGUUAUUCAUCCAACAUCAUCCACAUCUUCUACAAAUGUUACAAGUGAACCAUCGCCACCAUUGGAAUCCACUACAACAACGACGAUUCCAUAUAUUGAUUUAACGAUCAAACGAAUUAAACAGGAACAAAAACUUGAUGCAACCAUCCAAAAUAUUAUUACACACAUGAAUCAUAAUGAUAAUUCCCAUUAUGAAUUGGUUGAUGAUGUAUUAUACCGACUUAUUCCACGUGGAACCAAAAAUAUUCGAUUACCAUAUGUACCGCGUUCAUUAAUAAAAGAUGUGUUAUUCUUAUUUCAUGAUCAUCCUUCAAGUGCCCAUUUCGGUAUCAAUCGAACAUAUGAAAAAUUAAAAAACAAAUAUUAUUGGCCCAAUAUGAAGAACUCUAUCAUUAAUUAUAUUCAAUCAUGUUUACAAUGUUCAAAACAUAACAUUCGUCGAACUAAACCAUCAGGAUCGAUGCAUUCAACAGAGCUUCCAAAUGAGGUCCUUGGUAUUGUCGGUAUGGACUUUUGGGGUCCUACCCAUCAAGCAUCACUGCAUGGAAAUCGAUAUGUUAUCACCAUGACUGAUUAUUUAUCGAAAUUUGUAUUUGCCAAGGCUGUUCCAACCAACACGGCCGAACAAGCAUGCAAGUUCUUCUACGAAAUUGUCUGUCAAUUUGGUCCACCAACAAAAUUGAUAACUGAUAAUGGUUCUCAUUUCAUAUCGGAGUUAACGCAAGCAGUCGUUCAACAAUGUAACACAACACAUAUUCUUACAACGCCGUAUCAUCCUAUGUCAAAUGGUCAAACUGAAAGAUUCAACGCCACAUUUGCACCAUCAUUGGCGAAAUUGUUUGACAGGAAAAAACAAGACUGGGAUAUAUAUCUUCAAUCAUGUGUCUAUGCUUAUAAUACCGGUAAACACGCUACAACAGGAUUAUCUCCCUAUCAGUUAAUGUUUGGUCGUGAACCUCAACCGCUGAUGGACCGAAAACAAUUGAAAGUCAGAUUAUCAAGACCAAAUGCAUACUGGGAUGUUGUUAGACGAUCAAGGCUACUGUUCCAACAAAUUGCAACAGCCAAUGCUCUACAUCAAAAUUCAUUAGCAAAAACGCGAUUCGAUAAGAAUCGCCCUAAUCCGCAAUAUCACAUUGGUGAAUUAGUAUUGAUUAAAGUCAUGGACAAGUCAUCCAAGUUUCAAGAACAGUUUGAAGGACCAUAUCGAAUUAUUGAACAAAAGGGUCCAUCAACAUUUGUGGUCAAAAUCGAAUCUCCCGAAGAAGAUGAUAAUCCUGAUUAUGUUAAGCAAGUUACGAUAUGUGAUAUGAAAAAUGUUAUUACACGUGACAUUUGA
This is a messenger RNA of Rotaria sp. Silwood2, 3957 nucleotides long. Lineage: Eukaryota; Metazoa; Rotifera; Eurotatoria; Philodinida; Philodinidae. The record is from the annotation of a GenBank genome assembly.